Camelina sativa (false flax) is the source of this 1080-nucleotide messenger RNA. The record is from RefSeq and is a predicted model, not a curated record. Lineage: Eukaryota; Viridiplantae; Streptophyta; Magnoliopsida; Brassicales; Brassicaceae.
AUGAACUCCUUGCACUCAGAUCUAUUGGCAAUUAUACUAGCGAGGUUACCGAUUAAGAGCAUCACAAUUUGCAACUUGGUUUGCAAGGAGUGGAAGUCAAUCGUGGAAUCUGAGUUUCUUCGGAAGCUUUUCCUUUCUCAUCAUCAAAACUCGCAUUCUUCUUGGUCAUUCAUAUGCAACGAACCUAACGAAGAAGUCUUGGCUCACUACGGAUGUGAAAAUUGGGGUCUUUCACGAUCUCUUGGUUCUUACAUCUCUUCUUUCCUAACCGACGAGUUCCAGAACCACAAAGACCAUCCAGAAAACAAAUUAGUUAGAGUCGUGGCUUACACGGAUGACGGAUUGAUUUUGGUAUGUUUACACGUACCCUCCGGACUCGUCACAAAAGUUGAGAACGGCGUCCUUUUAGGUUACAAAGUUGUUGUGAUGAAUGCAAAUUACAUCAGGGAUGUCAUAGAAUUACUUAUUUAUUCAUCUGACACUGGCUUGUGGAGUUUCACCACUCUCCAUUCUUCUCUCCUUUUGCGCCGUAUUGUUUGGCACAAUCCCGUUAACUUGAACGGAAGCCUUUACUGGCUCGGUAACAAGCAGUGUAAUCCUCAUAUUCAAGUUGUUGUAUCACAUGAUUUCUACGCUGAAUCUGAUCUAUGCCAAGUUUUACAUUUCCCCGACAUAGAUAACAAAUCAGAAUUUAAAAGACCUUGCACAACUUCUCAAGGGUUUCUGAUGUACAUGAAUGUAAGUUUAGAGCUCAAGUUAAGUAUAUGGAGGCUAGAGAGCGGGGAAUGGAAAUUAGUAGCUCAAAUAUCUCCAAAGACCGCUUUCGAUUACAUUACGCUGACAAUAAACCCUUUUGAUUCUAAUACAGCCUACGUGCAGAGGAAGAUGCCUCACUGUUUGGCAUGUGCUAACUUGCACAAAGGCAAGUUUGGGGAUCAUAGCAGCGACGACAGUGGCAUUCUAAGUUUUGCUGGCGAGUGGGAUAACGCGGUAAAUGGUCACUAUUCAGCAUAUGCCACCUUUUCUCUCCCGCGUUGGCUCUAUCGGAUCCCUUCCCCACUGUCUUGCAGCAACGUGUGA